UCUAGGCUGGUUUCUUCCCAUUGGCUGGCCAGGUUUUAUUUUAUUGGGAGGUGUAGUUUCCAAGUUGUCAAGGGGCCAUACCUGCUGGUGCCUCUUUGGAGCAAAGUACCUGGAGGCAGGGGGCCCACACCCCACCCCGUAACAAUGACAGUGGAUGAGUUGGUUUUCUUUGUGAAUGGCAAAAAGGUGGUGGAGAAGAAUGCGGACCCAGAAACAACCCUUUUGGCCUACCUGAGAAGAAAAUUGGGGCUGAGCGGGACCAAGCUGGGCUGUGGAGAAGGGGGCUGCGGGGCUUGCACGGUGAUGCUUUCCAAGUAUGAUCGUUUCCAGAACAAGAUAGUCCACUUUUCUGCCAAUGCCUGCCUGGCCCCCAUCUGCUCUUUGCAUCAUGUUGCCGUGACGACUGUGGAAGGAAUAGGAAGCACCAAGUCGAGGCUGCAUCCUGUGCAGGAGAGAAUUGCCAAAAGCCAUGGCUCCCAGUGCGGGUUCUGCACCCCUGGCAUCGUCAUGAGCAUGUACACGCUGCUCCGGAACCAGCCUGAGCCCACCAUUGAGGAGAUCGAGGAUGCCUUCCAAGGAAACCUGUGUCGCUGCACGGGCUACAGACCCAUCCUUCAGGGCUUCCGGACCUUCGCCAGGGAUGGUGGGUGCUGUGGAGGAAGUGGGAACGACCUGAACUGUUGCAUGAACCAGAAGACAGACCACAAGCAGAUCACUCUCUCGCCAUCUCUAUUCAACCCGGAGGAGUUCAUGCCGCUGGAUCCCACCCAGGAACCCAUCUUCCCCCCAGAGUUGCUGAGGCUGAAAGAUACACCUCAGAAGCAGCUGCGUUUUGAAGGCGAGCGAGUGACCUGGAUCCAGGCCUCAACCCUGCAGGAGCUGCUGGACCUCAAAGCCCAGGACCCCGAGGCCAAGCUGGUGGUGGGGAACACGGAGAUCGGCAUUGAGAUGAAAUUUAAGAAUAAGCUGUUUCCUAAGAUGGUCUGCCCAGCCUGGAUCCCUGAGCUGAAUUCAGUGGAGCAUGGACCUGAGGGUAUCUCCUUCGGAGCCUCGUGUCCCUUGAGCUUUGUGGAAAAGACGCUGCUCGAUGCAGUCGCCAACCUUCCUGCCCACCAAACAGAGGUGUUCAAAGGUGUUUUGGAGCAGCUGCGCUGGUUUGCUGGGAAGCAGGUCAAGUCUGUGGCGUCCAUCGGAGGGAACAUCAUCACCGCCAGCCCCAUCUCUGACCUCAACCCUGUGUUCAUGGCCAGUGGGGCCAAGCUGACCAUCGUGUCCACAGGCACCAGGAGGGCGGUUCGGAUGGAUCACACCUUCUUCCCCGCGUACAGAAAGACCCUGCUAGCUCCGGAGGAGAUACUGCUUUCCAUCGAGAUCCCCUACAGCAGGGAGGGUGAGUAUUUCUCAGCCUUUAAGCAGGCCUCUCGGAGAGAAGAUGACAUCGCCAAGGUGACCAGCGGCAUGAGGGUCCUGUUCAACCCGGGAACCGCGCAGGUGAAGGAGCUGGCCCUUUGCUACGGCGGAAUGCACGACAGAACCGUCUCGGCCCUCAAGACCACGCGGAAGCAGAUAGCAAAUUUCUGGAACGAGGAGCUGCUGCAGAACGUGUGUGCGGACCUGGCGGAGGAGUUGUCCCUGGCCCCCGACGCCCCUGGCGGCAUGGUGGAGUUUCGGCGUACCCUCACCCUCAGCUUCUUCUUCAAGUUCUACCUGACAGUGCUUCAGAAACUGGGCAUACAGAACUCGAAAGAUAAGUGCGGCAAGCUGGACCCCACCCAUGCCAGUGCCACCUUACUCUUUCAGAAAGACCCUCCAGCCAACGUCCAGCUCUUCCAAGAGGUGCCCAAGGGUCAGUGCGAGGAGGACAUGGUGGGUCGGCCCCUGCCCCACCUGGCCGCGGCCAUGCAAGCGUCUGGGGAGGCCGUGUACUGUGACGACAUCCCUCGCUACGAGAAUGAGCUGUCCCUCCGGUUGGUCACCAGCACCCGGGCCCACGCCAAGAUCAAGUCCAUAGAUACUUCAGAAGCUCAGAAGGUGCCAGGGUUUGUCUGCUUUAUCUCUGCUGAUGAUGUUCCCGGGAGUAAUAUAACUGGAAUUGGUAAUGAUGAAAUGGUGUUUGCAAAGGAUAAGGUGACUUGCAUUGGGCACAUCAUUGGUGCUGUGGUCACCGACACCCGAGAACAUGCCCAGAGAGCCGCUCAAGCGGUGAGAAUCACCUAUGAAGAUCUUCCAGCCAUUAUCACAAUAGAGGAUGCUAUAGCAAAAGACUCCUUUUAUGAGCCUGAGCUGAAGAUAGAGAAAGGAAACCUCACGAAGGGGUUUUCGGAAGCAGACAACAUUGUUUCAGGCGAGUUGUACAUUGGUGGCCAAGAGCACUUCUACCUGGAGACUCACUGCACCAUCGCUGUCCCCAAAGGCGAGGCAGGGGAGAUGGAGCUCUUUGUGUCUACACAGAACACCACGAAGACCCAGAGCUUUGUUGCAAACAUGUUGGGGGUUCCGGCAAACCGGAUUUUGGUCCGGGUGAAGAGAAUGGGAGGAGGCUUUGGAGGGAAAGACACCCGGAGCAGUCUGGUGUCUACAGCUGUGGCCCUGGCUGCAUACAAGACGGGCCGCCCCGUGCGCUGCAUGCUGGAUCGUGACGAGGACAUGCUGAUAACUGGUGGCAGACAUCCCUUCUUGGCCAGAUACAAGGUUGGCUUCAUGAAGACUGGGAGGGUUGUGGCUCUGAAGGUGGAACACUACAGCAAUGCGGGGAACACCCUGGAUCUCUCCCAGUAUAUAAUGGAACGAGCUCUAUUCCACAUGGACAACAGUUAUAACGUCCCCAACAUCCGGGGCACUGGGCGGAUAUGCAAGACCAAUCUGCCCUCCAACACAGCAUUCAGGGGCUUUGGGGGGCCCCAGGCAAUGCUCAUUGCCGAGUAUUGGAUGAGUGAAGUCGCAGUGACCUGUGGGCUGCCGGCAGAGGAAGUGCGAAGGAAAAACAUGUAUAAGGAAGGGGACCUGACCCACUUCAACCAGAAGCUUGAGGGGUUCAACUUGUUCAGGUGCUGGGAUGAAUGCCUAGCAAGCUCUCAGUAUCAUGCCCGGAAGAGGGAGGUUGACAAGUUCAAUGAGUAAGCACCGGGAGGGGAGGAGUCUGAUAUUCUGACAUUCUUUCGGGUUUCAUAUUCCACAGCCCAUUUGCCAUACUCAGAAUACCAAGCUAGUAAGGUGCUUGAGGG
This is a messenger RNA of Panthera uncia (snow leopard), 3224 nucleotides long. Its product is annotated as xanthine dehydrogenase/oxidase. The coding region runs from base 145 to 3120 and encodes 991 amino acids. Gene Ontology annotation, molecular function: xanthine dehydrogenase activity; molybdopterin cofactor binding; 2 iron, 2 sulfur cluster binding. The record is from RefSeq and is a predicted model, not a curated record. Lineage: Eukaryota; Metazoa; Chordata; Mammalia; Carnivora; Felidae. The transcript is spliced from 26 exons.